This is a messenger RNA of Pteronotus mesoamericanus, 684 nucleotides long. RefSeq names its product ring finger protein 212 (gene RNF212). The transcript has 9 exons. Gene Ontology annotation, biological process: homologous chromosome pairing at meiosis; protein sumoylation; reciprocal meiotic recombination. Gene Ontology annotation, cellular component: synaptonemal complex. The record is from RefSeq and is a predicted model, not a curated record. Gene Ontology annotation, molecular function: SUMO transferase activity. The coding region runs from base 1 to 684 and encodes 227 amino acids. NCBI's taxonomy places the organism in Eukaryota, Metazoa, Chordata, Mammalia, Chiroptera, Mormoopidae.
AUGGCCAGCUGGGUGUUGUGUAAUCGCUGUUUCCAGCCUCCCUCGCGGACAGCGCGCUUUAGCCUGACCAGCUGCGGCCACGUGUACUGCGACGGCUGCCUGAGCAGAGGUAAAAAGGAUGAAUGCUUGAUUUGUAAAGUUCCUUGUCGUACAGUUUUACUUUCAAAACAUACGGACCCGGGCCUCCAGGCGCUCUUCCUGGGCAUAGACAGCCUGUGCGAGAAGUACUCCAGGGAGACCGCCCAGAUUUCAGAAUUUCAAGACAGACACAGGAGGAGACUGCUGGCCUUCUACAGAGAGAAGGCUGCCAGGCUGGAGGAGUCGCUCCGGAAGUGUAUGCUGCGGGGGCAGCAGCUGCAAAGCAUGAGAUCGUCUCAACACACAGCUUUCAGCACGAUAAGAAAUCCAAUUCCGACUCCUGCUCCAGCGCCCCGCGGACCGCCGCUCCUGCCCUCCGAUGGCUCUGCCGCUGAAAGAGUGGAGCCCAUGGAGGUCGACCUCACGCCCACCCCCCUGAGAAGGCCCGAGCUGGCGGCCGGCCCGCCCAGGAUCUCCCUCAUCAGUCCCCCUCAGGACGGGCGCAUGGGUAAGUCGGUCCCUGCAGCCGGGCCCCUGGAGAAAGGUCCCGUCACCUCUGUCACGACUACCCGAGGGUCGUCUUUCAGCCGUCACUUUCCCCACUGA